ACACGGACGCACGGUAACUCGAACGUGGCACGCUUCUAUUGGCCGGGUUUCCAGCAAAAACAAACAGAAGGCGAUACAGAGGAUCCGAACCCAACGAAAACCCUAGCUAGCCCUCGGCGCAGUUCCACACGAGUUCUCGCUCAGCCCACUGACUCGGUGAAUUCGGUCGUCUCUCUCGCCUCCAUUCUCAGUCAUCUGCUGCCUUAUCCACCAACUACAGGUAUUCUUAGAACUUCUCGAAGACUUUUUCUCAAAGCGAAGUCAUCAUCUGCUACCAGUAUGGCGGAUGAUCAAAAUAUAGUUGGGGGAAGUCUUAAGCAACAAAUAGCAAGAUUAUUUGAAGAAUCAUUGAGAGUAACAGUCCCCGAGGAGCUCGAUGUAGCCCCUGCUAUUGCUCCAUGCCAAAAUGCUAACUUUGGUGAUUAUCAAUGCAACAACGCCAUGGGCUUAUGGUCAAAACUUAAAGGAAAGGGUACCCAGUUCCGAGGUCCCCAACCAAUAGGGAAGGCCAUUAUGGACAAUCUCCCUCAAUCAGAAAUGAUAGAGUCUUGCUCAAUUGCUGGACCUGGCUUUGUAAAUGUUGUCUUAUCUCGGAAGUGGAUAGCCAAGAGCAUUCAAAAGAUGCUAGUUGAUGGUAUUGAAAUUUGGGCUCCGAGGCUUCCCGUUAAAAGGGCUGUGGUUGACUUCUCUUCACCCAACAUAGCAAAAGAAAUGCAUGUUGGUCACUUGAGAUCGACUAUCAUUGGAGACACCCUGGCCCGUAUGCUGGAAUUUUCAAAUGUAAAGGUUCUUCGAAGAAACCAUGUUGGAGACUGGGGGACACAGUUUGGUAUGCUAAUUGAAUACCUAUUUGAACUGUUUCCCGACGGAGAAGGUGCCAAUGAACAAGCAAUUGGAGACCUGCAGGCAUUUUAUAAGGCCUCGAAGCAAAAAUUUGACGAGGACCCUGCUUUCAAGGAGAGGGCCCAGAAAGCAGUAGUCAGUCUUCAGGCUGGAGAGGAGAAGUACCGAAAAGCGUGGACUGACAUAUGUGAAAUCAGCCGAAAUGAAUUUGAAAGGGUUUAUCAGCGGCUUGGAAUUCAGUUGGAGGAAAAGGGGGAAAGCUUUUACAAUCCAUAUAUACCUGGGGUACUAGAGUUAUUGAGACAAAAGGGAUUAAUUGAAGAAAGUCAAGGCGCUCAAGUUAUCUUUAUCGAAGGAAAAAAUAUCCCACUUAUUGUGGUGAAGUCGGACGGUGGAUUCAACUAUGCUUCAACUGAUCUUGCUGCAUUGUGGUACCGACUUAAUGAGGAAAAGGCUGAGUGGAUUAUAUACGUAACAGAUGUUGGCCAACGAGAUCAUUUUGAUAUGUUCUUUACUGCUGCCAAACGAGCUGGUUGGCUUCCAUCUGAUGAAAAUCAGUAUCCGAAAGUUAACCAUGUUGGGUUUGGGCUUGUUCUUGGAGAGGACGGAAAGCGAUUCCGAACUCGAAGUACCGAAACUGUCAAACUGGUUGAUUUGCUUGAUGAAGCCAGAAAUAAAUGCAGAGCAGCUCUUGUUGAAAGAGGGAGGGAUUGGACUGAAGAGGAGCUCGAUCAAACUUCCGAAGCAGUUGGAUAUGGGGCUGUUAAAUAUGCUGAUCUGAAGAAUAACAGAACAACCAACUACACCUUUAGUUUUGAGCAGAUGCUCAGUGACAAGGGAAACACUGCUGUGUAUUUGUUGUAUGCACAUGCUCGAAUCGCCUCAAUUAUUCAGAGAUCGGGGAAAGAUAUAGAACAACUGAAAAGGACUGGUACGUUAAACUUGGCUCACACCGACGAACGCACAUUAGGUCUUCAUCUGCUCCAAUUUGCAGAGAUUGUUGAAGAAUCAAUCACCAAUCUCUUGCCAAAUGUGUUGUGUGAAUACUUGUACAAUUUAUCGGAAGACUUCACGAGAUUUUACACAAACUGUCAGGUGGUGGGGUCGGAAGAGGAGACGAGCAGACUCUUGUUGUGCGAGGCAACGGCAAUUGUUAUGAGACAGGCUUUCUAUUUGCUCGGCAUUACACCCGUUUACAAGCUUUGAGCCCUUCUCGUAAAAACCCUUUUGGAAAAUGUUAUCUCUAACUUUACAUGCAUUUUUUUUGAAGUCGCAACUGCUCUUUAACUUCUCCUGCACAUAGGAGAGAUUACCGAUGGGUUAUCGUUUGCUACUACUUGUCCGUGAUUGGUUUUUGAAUUUGUGAAUUGAUUUCUCGUAAGUACAAUUCCGAAAGAAAAAAAAAUUAAAAUGUUUAGUUCGAAUUUACCGUUUGUUUAAGGAUUUAGUGUUUUAUGAAUACAUCGAUUUCUCGAAGAAGUUUUACGAAUUCAUUAUUAUCUACAAUACCAUCAAAGUAAGUGUAUAGCUGUAAUAAUACAUAAAAAGGAUGUUUGAUUUAUGGAAUGUUUAAUUAUUUAU
Molecule: messenger RNA, 2424 nt
Organism: Erythranthe guttata (spotted monkey flower)
Lineage: Eukaryota; Viridiplantae; Streptophyta; Magnoliopsida; Lamiales; Phrymaceae
Product: arginine--tRNA ligase, chloroplastic/mitochondrial
Biological process (GO): arginyl-tRNA aminoacylation
Cellular component (GO): cytoplasm
Molecular function (GO): ATP binding; arginine-tRNA ligase activity
Source: RefSeq, a predicted model, not a curated record